This is a messenger RNA of Tigriopus californicus, 1886 nucleotides long. RefSeq names its product cysteine-rich hydrophobic domain-containing protein 2-like. The transcript is spliced from 5 exons. Bases 857 to 1420 code for a protein of 187 amino acids. Lineage: Eukaryota; Metazoa; Arthropoda; Copepoda; Harpacticoida; Harpacticidae. The record is from RefSeq and is a predicted model, not a curated record.
UCCCCGGAAAUUACCGGGAGACACGAUUACAUUGAGAUGAGGCUGGGUCAGCUCAUGUGGCACAAUUCACACUCAUACUUUCGGCAACACUGCUGGCCAAAGACUAAAGAAAGAAAGAACAAAAAAGACGAAAAAGAGGAAAAUCUGAUGUUGAACUGGUUGGAGAAGUCCAGGUGGAGGAGGAUGCUGGAAGCCCGUGUGUCCUAAGUGAAACACACAGCCAGGCCGGACCCGGUGACCGAAGACCCCAAACCACCGGCCCUGAGCGCCCGUCCUGGAAAUAUUGGACUGGGAUCCGAGUCUCCGUGAGGCCAGGGCCUUGGCCUGCAUCAACGAGCCUGCCCACCUGAACCCGUGCAGGUUAUGAUCCACGCAAGCCAUUUGUGAGCUCUGGAUCACGUGGACCAUUGGCGGGUGCCCGGCGCUGUCGCUCUUGGAUGGUGGUGGCCAGCGGGUGGCCAGCCAGGCAGGGGAUCAAGUGGGGGUUCGAGAUCCAGCGGGCCAACCAAUACAUACAGAUCGAGGCAUACAUCGAGAAAGCCAGACCGACCCACCGACCUAAAUCUCCUCCUUGACUUGCGGCAUCGACCGCUCAUGUCCACUAUGAGGUUCGACGACACGGAGGGCGGCUGCCAGUGGAUCGCGGGGAUGGAGGAAUCUCGCUAGUCUUGGGCAGACGUGCUCUCUGGGCUGAAUGGAGUCACGGUCCAUGAAUUUGGCCCGCUCAUCCACCCCGCUUUGAAUAGCCUCUCGGAUCCGAUCAUCCAGCUAGAGUGAAUCGCGGGCGAUAAUGGCCCAGUAUCGGGGUUGCUGAGACCCGACGGGACUUGGCGGCUGGCAUUCAUUGGGCUCUAACAUGUCGGGUGGGGCUGAUUUUGAUGCCAUCUACGCGGAUCCCCCGCCCAUUGGGUCGGGCGCCCCGCUCGCGGCUUCGACGUCGACAGCGGUGGCCGCCAUUGAGGUGGAUCCCCUUUUCGAGGUCGGACCCCCGGCUUACAUUCCCGAGCCCAUUGUCAUCCGCGGGGCUGGCAACAUCACCGUUUUUGGCUUGUCCAAUCGAUUUGAUACGGAGUUUCCGCCCGCGCUUCACGCUCGAGUGGCGCCCGAAGAGUAUAAGGCCACCAUAACGCGGGUCAAUGUCACACUUCGCAAAAGUCUGCCCGUCAAUGUGCGUUGGCUAUUUUGCGGGUGUCUGUGUUGUUGUUGCACCCUGGGUUGUUCCAUGUGGCCGGUGAUCUGUCUGUCCAAGCGGACGAGAAAUCAAAUCGAAAAGCUCCUGGAUUGGGAAAAUUCCCAUCUCUACCACAAAUUAGGUCUCCGUUGGAAACUAACCCGUCAACGCUGCGAUUCCACCUUGAUGAUGGAAUACGUUUUGCUCAUUGAAUUCAUCCCGAAACAACAAAUCUACAAACCAGACUAGAAAAUCAGCGGUGGCUUAUACUCGCGAGCUCACGUGCUGAAAUUUGUCCACCAAGGACGGCUCCCUAAUAACUCGGUAUCAAAUCGCUCACCAGGCUCGUCUCGGCGGUGCAUUGGCCCAUUCGAGUUGUGUAUUGGGCUCCCCAUGUUCUACGUCAGAAGCGACCCAAUCUUCGUCGUUCGGAACCCCCUCCCCGUCAGAACUCUCUUGUACAAUUGGAUUGGCUGGGCCCUUUGUGCACGGACAAGAAAGGUUGCUAGUGGCAACGCUAGUGAAACUGUGAAUGAGCGAGCCUCGGUCAUCGGUGGACUCUUAAGGGCUCUACCACUCAUGAUGGUUGGGAUCUUUAUUUGUGAUGCCCCGGUGCGUGUGAUACUCGUUCUAAAAUUGCUUUAAGAUAGAACUUAUGAUGGAACGAUCAAUGCCAGUCACUCAUUGAAUAAAUCCGAUUGUUUGACAUGUUUAA